Chionomys nivalis (European snow vole) is the source of this 2141-nucleotide messenger RNA. RefSeq names its product transmembrane 4 L six family member 19 (gene Tm4sf19). The transcript is spliced from 4 exons. The record is from RefSeq and is a predicted model, not a curated record. Bases 189 to 743 code for a protein of 184 amino acids. NCBI's taxonomy places the organism in Eukaryota, Metazoa, Chordata, Mammalia, Rodentia, Cricetidae. Gene Ontology annotation, cellular component: membrane.
GUGGGCACACUCCCCACUCACGCACGAAUGCCCAGGUGACCUCUCUCUAUAUAUACAGACCCUUCCUGACCCUGCAAGCCUGGCCUUCUAGGAGUCCUGGCUGGGACUGCAGGAGACAAGGCCCAUUUUGAACAGAGCGCCCUCCACUUUCUUGUUCUCGCAUUCUGACUUUUGUCUUCAGACACAGGAUGUUGUCUUUUCCCCGUGUGGUGGCCUGCUCACGGACCUGCUCCCGCUUCCUUGGGCUGAGCCUCGGAACUGCAUCGCUGUUUGCUGCUGGGGCCAACAUCGCACUCCUCUUUCCUAACUGGGAUACGACCUACCUGACGAGGGGCCUCAUUGGCAAGCAUGCCAUGCUGGGCGCUGGGCUCUGGGGAGGAGGAUUCAUGAUGCUCAUUGCUCUGUUGUCAAGCAGCCUGGCUCUGCUGGGGGCCUUGGUUUGCUUUGUCACUUCUGGGGUAGCCUUGAAAGACGGUCCCUUUUGUAUGUUCGACACCUCGUCCUUCAAUCAGACACAAGCUUGGAAAUUUGGCUAUCCCUUCAAAGAUCUUCCCAACAGGAAUUAUUUGUAUGACCGUUCACUCUGGACCUCCAUCUGCCUGGAGCCCUCUAAGGCUGUGGUUUGGCAUGUGGCCUUCUUCUCCUCCCUCGUGUGUAUCAGCCUCCUCCAGCUUCUCCUGGUGGCCAUCCAUGUCGUCAAUAGCAUCCUUGGCCUGUUCUGCAGCUUCUGUGAGAAGAGCUAGGUAACAGAUGUCCUCUCCUGAACUGGUGUUCUCACUGCAAGCUUCCUCCAACCCUUCCUGCAAGAACAGGGUGGGAAUCCCCAUUAGGCCCUCCUGUAAGCUGCCAGCAUCUUCCUGCACAUGGGGGAAUGGUAGGAUAAAAUGAACGUCACCUGCAUACUUUGAAGAUGACACUGUGAUAGAAAGAGCAAUGAAGUCAUUGCUGGUGUAUAGGGAGGAAUUUUUAACCCGUAAAAUAAUUUCAUUUCAGCCUCUUGACAACCCCAUGAAAGUUGGUCACAUGGUAGGACAGAGAAGCCGAGACUCCCAAAGGGAGCCCUCCAAUCUCAAACACACAGAUAGGUGACCCCCCAAAUUCUAAAAUCAGGUUUACUAUUGUAAUAGACAUAACUGCAUUUCCUCCAAAGCAUAGACAGGAACCCUUAGCACCAAUGUGACUGUAUUAGAGACAGGGCCGUCCUUACCUGUAAUCAAGGAUACCUGUGGUCAUAAAUGUGAGGGCCUGAUCCAGUAGGAUUGACAUCCUUACAAGACGGGCAAGAGGCUGGGCAUGGUGGUGCACACCUGUGGUCUCCAAGCUGGAGUCAGGAGGAUCAUCACUUCUAGACCAGCCUGGGCUACAUUUUGAGAUCCUGUUUCAAACAAACAAAAAAAGACUCAGGAAGAUGAGGCAGGAGGAUGGGCAGUCCUGGGCAAUUUAGAGAGACCCUGUCUCAAAAUAAUAGGGCCAAGGAUGUAGCUUACUGUUACAACAUAAGCAGAAUUCUGGAAUCAGUCUCCAAUACUGGAAAAGGACAGAAAGGAGGGAGAGAGGGAAAUAAAUACUCCAUGAAAGAAAGUUGCAGAUCCCCAUGCUUAUUAGGCCAGUGAAGAGUAUUAAGAGUAUCCUGGGCAUUUUCUUAGCAGGCAGUGCCUCAGAAAAACUCUUGGGAGAGAAGGGAGGAUAAGGUCCUUAGGAUCUAAAGGCUGCACUCACAUCCCACCAGGUGCAGGCUGAGGGCUGGUUUGUAAACAAUAAUGGACCCUUUUCCAGAAGGGAGGGAGGAGCCCUUUGAUCUGACAAACAUCAUUCAGGUGUCAAUUCUCAGAGAAACUAUUCCAUUGCCCCUCUCCCAGCAGAGAAGGAACCUUUGACCUAUAAAACACCUCGAGAGCAUCCUUUAUCAGAAGUCAGGAGAACCCUUUGUUUAAGGCAAGAUGAGGCUCCAGAGAGGAGGUGUGGGCUUAGGGUAAGCUGGCCUUUCCUAAACCUUUCAAAGGAGGGACCCAUGAAGUGGCUCAUGGGUAAAGAUGCUUGCUGCUAAGCCCGAAGACCUGAGGCUUGAUCUCCAGAACCCACGUGGUGGAAAGAAAGAACAGACUCUUGUAAAUUGUCCUACCUCUACACACACACAGACA